UCGUGUUAAAUGUGUGCAGAUACUUGAAAAGGGAAAUGCUACAUUUAUUCUUUUUUAUGACAGAUUUUAAGCAAUUUUCUGACAUAAUUUGUUUGAGAAAUAAAGUCUCCCCUUAUAUUUCACUUACUUGUAUGUGAAGUCCAGUGUUUGUGUUGUUUUUGCUAUAGAAUUUGAGUUCUGUAGUUGUGCAAGGAUUUGUACCGGGUAUACGCUUCUUCGUUGCUUUAUUCUUCGUACUUGUAUUUCCAAGGAUAUGUACGGCAGCUGUUUUGUGAUGUGUUCCCGGUAAAGGUAUGCCUCAUUAGUCACUCGGGCAUGACGUAAGCGCAGACAAACUUUCUUGUUGCGGUGUUGGUGUGAAGCGUGGCGAUGGGCUCUGCGGGCGUGUCGGACGAGUACUCGCCGCCGCGGCUGUCUCGGCUGCUGCACGCGCUGCCCCACGUCAACGUCACGCUGCACCGCGUCAAUGAUACCUUUGCACCCAACUCGCCAAUAUAUCUCGAAAGUCUGGGUAUCCUCGGCUCGAUUCCCGGUGCUUGGCUUAUUCUGACACUGACGGUUCUACUUAUAUACCUGCUGACGAGAUGCUGCGACAGGAAGCAACGCCCGCCCAGGAGUAUCACUGCACUUAAGAUAACUCUUAUGAUCCUGUCAGUGGUGUGCUGCGGCGCGAUCGGGGUAGGCUUAUUCGGCAACGACGAUCUGCACAAUGCGGUGCUGCAGAGCAUACAGGCCGGCAACCAGCUCGCUGGCCUCAUUAAUACAGUCAAGAAUCAGUCAAGUAUCUUAGAGGAGGCAAUGGGUUCGCGGGCGCGUGCUCCGCUGGCGCGGUUGGCGGACGCUCUGGACGCGCCGGUGGCCAAUCAGACGGCGCUGGGUACCUUGCUGCGGGCUCUCUCCGCGCUGCGCAACAACGCCAGCGCUGCUGCCUCCGCCGCCGACAACCUGCGCCGUCCGCUCGCCGCCCUCAACCUCGACGCUGUUAUGAAGCGCGCGUGGGUGUGGGAGGCAGCGCGGUGGGCGGGCGGCAUGGCGGGGUGGUGCUGCGGCGGCGCUGUCUGUGUCGCGCUGCUCGCCGCCGCCGCGCGCCGCUCACGCCGGGCACUGCUGCUGCUAUGUGUGUGUGCGCUGGGUGCGCUGGUGGCGUGCUGGUCUGCGGGCGCGCUGCUGACUGCGGGCGCGGUGGCGGCUGCAGACGCCUGUCAGGAGCCGGCCAGAGCUGUCGCACACUACGCCCCGCACCAUCUACCUGUUGAUAUGGUGUACUACUACCUGUCGUGCAAGGUGUCGCGGGAGAACGUACUGACGGCUGAGCUGCGCAAUGCUCAGCGCGCAGUGGUGGCUGUGAGACAAGCGCUGGCCGUGCUGUCCCGCGGCGCUCCGCAGAUGUUCACUGACCCAGUGCUGCAGCCUGCGCUGGGUGCACUGGGUGCUGGCACUGGAGAGGCAGAGCGCGCACUGGUUUCGCUGAGUGGUGCGCUGGAAUGUCGCACAGCGCGCGCCUACUUUGUGGCGGCCGCGCGCGCUGCCUGCGAUGGCGGACUACAGGCGCUGUCUCUGCAGCUGCUGGCGGCGAUCGCGGCUGGAUUUUUAUUCACGGCUAUAGUUUUGGUCGACUCUCAUGCUUGGAUCUAUAUUAACACCAAACGCAGCGGCGGCGGCGAGGAGCAGGCGCCUUUCUUGUCAAGUGGUAGCAGCGCCGGCUCGCGCUCGCUGCCUCGACCUGCACCCUUCCCCAACGGCAAACCCCCCUCAUACACCGCCGCAGUACAGCUCAUGGACCUCGCCGACAGGGAGCGUCCCAGUGCGGAGGUGGCGUGCGCGCGGAGGUCGCGCAUGUCGGGCAGUGCGACGUUGGGGCGCGCGAGCGGAGGUCUGGGCGGGCUGGGCGGUCUGGGCGCGCUGGGCGGCGCCGGCGGCUCCCACACGCUGGGCCGCGCGCCCCACAACGGCAAGUACGCCACCCUCAGCAAGCAGUGCAAGACGCUGGAGAGCAGCGACUUCUACUGAGAACGGCCCGGCGGCGGCGCGCACCCCGAGCCCGGCGCCGGUCAGUCCGGUCGUGCGGCGAGCUUGAAUCGAUUCGACCCGAAGUACGCAUCUUUCGGGCCGCGAGCGCCGCGCCCGCGCC
This is a messenger RNA of Papilio machaon (common yellow swallowtail), 2131 nucleotides long. RefSeq names its product protein tweety. The coding region runs from base 370 to 2010 and encodes 546 amino acids. The transcript is spliced from 15 exons. Gene Ontology annotation, molecular function: volume-sensitive chloride channel activity; intracellularly calcium-gated chloride channel activity. Gene Ontology annotation, cellular component: plasma membrane. The record is from RefSeq and is a predicted model, not a curated record. Lineage: Eukaryota; Metazoa; Arthropoda; Insecta; Lepidoptera; Papilionidae.